AUGUCGGCAAGGAGAGCAGCGAAGGCAUUGGUGAAACCUGAACUGUAUCCUCUUUACUUGUACAAACGUAUAUUGAGGCUUCACUGUGGUUUACCAGCACCAGCUCGGUUGAUGGGUGAUCCAUACGUGAAAGACGAAUUCCGUCGACACAAGGACGCUAGUCCCGAACACGCUGCCAUAUUUAUUAAUGAAUGGACGAAUUAUUGUGUGACUCUGUCGAAACAGUUGUCCACAUCCGGUAUCGUCAAAGGAUUUAUUGGCAAGGACUUGGAACCGGAAAAACUGGACAGUUUCGCUGAAGAGCAACUGCGGCAAUUAUUGGAACUUAAGCUUGAGUCCGAACGAAUGAAAGAGGCCGCAGAAGGACAGAAGGAAGGAUUGGAUGAGCCUGUCAACCGGUCGGAAAAUUAG
Cooperia oncophora is the source of this 411-nucleotide messenger RNA. The record is from the annotation of a GenBank genome assembly. NCBI's taxonomy places the organism in Eukaryota, Metazoa, Nematoda, Chromadorea, Rhabditida, Trichostrongylidae.